This is a messenger RNA of Trachymyrmex cornetzi, 1046 nucleotides long. Its product is annotated as sulfotransferase 1C4. Gene Ontology annotation, molecular function: sulfotransferase activity. The transcript is spliced from 6 exons. The record is from RefSeq and is a predicted model, not a curated record. Lineage: Eukaryota; Metazoa; Arthropoda; Insecta; Hymenoptera; Formicidae. Bases 1 to 975 code for a protein of 324 amino acids.
AUGUCUUUUAAAGAUCUAAAAGUGGAACGCGUCGAUGGUGAGUUGGCGACCACAUUAUUAAAAUGGUAUCCACUUCACAAACGUGGCUUCGUUAAAAUCGGUCAGAAAAAAUGGUUCCUGCCAUACAGAUACGUCGAGAAGGGUGACAGUAUAUAUAAUUUUGAAAUUCGUCCGGAUGAUACAUGGAUUUUUUCGUAUCCUAGAUCAGGUACGACGAUGACGCAGGAACUAAUAUGGCUGGUGGCGAACGACAUGAAUUUUGACAAGGCACAGCGAAGAUAUUUAGUAGAGAGAUUUCCCUUUUUAGAAAUAGGAGCAAUAUUAGACGAUCAUAUUGCAACGGAAAAUAUUCCUGGUAGGAUCAAUACGGAGAAAUAUAGUAUCGAAUUUGUGCGAAAUCAGUCUUCUCCACGUUUCAUUAAAAGUCACAUGUCUUUCGAAUUGUUACCGACAGUCGUAAAUAGCUCUUGCAAGAUUAUUUAUGUCGCAAGAAAUCCAAGAGACGUAGUAGUCUCGUGGUAUAAUUUCAUGAAAGUGAUAACACAUUUUCAGUAUCAGGGAACUUUCGAACAGUUCUGUAAUAAUUUCAUGAAUGAUCACACACUAUGGAGUCCAUAUUGGGAACAUGUGAAACAAGCUUGGGCGAUGAGAUACAGAGCAAAUAUGAUGUUCCUCUUUUACGAAAAUCUGUUGAAGGAUUUACCUGGGAACAUAAAAAAGAUUGCUGCGUUCUUCGAUAAGACUUACAGCAAUGAACAAAUUGCCAAGUUAGAGGAGCACUUAAAAAUAGAGAAUUUUCGCAAAAAUCCUAUGGUGAAUCAACCGAGUCCUGAUACUGUGAUAUCGUCGGAUAUGUUUAUUCGACAAGGAACAACCGAUGGUUGGAAAAAAAUGUUUACACCGAAAAUUGAAGAAAGAUUUAGCAAAUGGAUCACUGAUAAUUUAAAGGAUACGGAUUUGUCUUUUCCAAGUUAGACUGUUGCACAAACAGUUACAUAAGCAGUUGUAGUUAUAAUUUAUGGAUUUUUGGCUUAAUUAUGUUAGAA